Trichobilharzia regenti is the source of this 1467-nucleotide messenger RNA. NCBI's taxonomy places the organism in Eukaryota, Metazoa, Platyhelminthes, Trematoda, Strigeidida, Schistosomatidae. The record is from the annotation of a GenBank genome assembly.
AUGGUUCAUAGCAAUUUCAGAGUGUUUAAUCCCCAAAGUGAAACAAUAUGCUACAGAAUAUCACGCAUGCGGAGUCUCCAGAUCUUGAGUGUUAAACAUAACUACAAUUCGUGUUAUAUUUUAGAGGAUGCACUAAAGCGUUUUGCAUUACGUCUGGAAGAAAUACCACAGAGGAUUAACGCUCUUUCAGCAGAAUCCUACAAAGUGACUACUGUACAAAUUAAUAUUACUGAAGACUGUAAUGAAGAGAAUGGAAAAUUAUGGCCAUCCGAUUCAAUGAAGGAAUCAUAUAUUUUGAAUGUCUCCAAUGGGACCAUACAUAUUCAAUCAGAGGAAAUAUGGGGAGCAUUACACGCUCUGGAAACAGUCCUGCAACUAGUGUUCAGAGAUCAGAACUACAAGAAUUCGAUAUAUGAGUGUGGCAUAGAAGAUUCACCAAGAUUUUCACACAGAGGAAUGAUGAUCGAUACAGCCAGACAUUAUCUAAGCGUUGAAACAAUUAAGAAUGUCAUUGCUGCAUUAUCAAUGGUGAAGAUGAAUGUACUACACUGGCAUAUGACAGAUGAUGAAUCCUCCCGUAUGUUUCUUCAGUGUAUCCUGAAUUGUCUUCAAAGGGAGCGUAUCAUGCACAUUCAAUUCGCUCGAUUACAUGGUGUUCGAGUGAUUGUUGAAUUUGACUCACCAGGUCACACUCUAUCAUGGGGGAAAAGUCAUCCUGAAAUACUCUCGGGUGAAUCACACGACGGACCGAUCAAUCCAGUCGAUGAAAAUGUCUGGUCAUUUCUGUCAAAUUUAUUCAGCGAAGUGUUGAGUGUAUUUCCUGACCGUGUCUUGCAUUUUGGUGGAAGCAUUUAUGACAGGCAUUCAUGGCAAGAAGACGCCAACAUCCAAGAAUUCAUGAAAGAGAAAGGAUUCAAUCAAGACUACAAUAAAUUAGAAAAUUAUUAUUUUGAACGCCUCACAGAAGUUAUUCAGAAUAUUACUUCAGCAUCACAAAGCGUGACACCUGUGGUAUGGCAGAAUGUAUUUGAGAAUGGAUUCCGAGUUAAUGACAAAAACGUCAUCAUACAAGUACACAAUAAUUCAGACUGGGAAGCUGUCACCAAGUCAAUCACAUCAUCUGGAUACAGAGUGAUCAAUUCAGCGUGUUGGUCGAAAGUUGUCAGGAAUUUCGAUGAUGCAUGGAAGACUCUGAACGAUUGUGAUCCCGCUGCAUUUGGAGGUACUGACGAGGAAGCUCAGUUGGUUAUUGGUGGAGAAGUCACCAUUUGGGGAACUUAUGUGGAUGACACUAAUCUCUUCUUACGAUCAUGGCCAAUAACUGCCGUGGCUGCUGAACGUCUUUGGUCUAUGGAUCCAGGCGAUAUUCAGGACUUUUCAUGGAGAAUGAAAGAGUUUUACUGUCGAAUGUUACUAUUGAAUUGGAAAGUGAGACCUUUCACAGGACCUGGAUUCUGUCGAAAAUGA